AUGCGCACCUCCCUCCGUAUCCUCCAACGCGCAUCUGCCGCCUCCGUCACCACGACUCGCAGCUUCUCUACGUCUCGAUUCCACCUCGCCGCCAACAACAAGAAGGCGCAGCCGGCGAGCGCUGUCGUGCUCACCGCCGUAGGGAUAGCAGCCGUGAGCGGCUUUGCCUUUACGGACUUGGUCAACGCUCAUGAGAAGACUGUGGACAUUGAGGCUGUGAAGAAGGAGAUCAUUGACAUCUUUGACGACAACAAUGCCCUGGGCCCGACCUUUGUGCGUCUCGCUUGGCACUCGAGCGGCACGUUCGACAAGCGCGAUAACUCUGGGGGGUCCACAGGCGGAACCAUUCGGUUCGAUCCCGAGAUUAACCACGAGGCUAACGCUGGUCUCGACGUGGCUGUGAAGGCACUUGAGAAGGUCAAGAUGAACCACCCCGAGAUUACGUAUGCCGACCUGUUCGUGCUGGCAGGAGUCACGAUGAUUGAAGAGAUGGGUGGCCCCUCUACCCCUUUCCGUCUCGGUCGUCCUGAUGCUGUGAGUGGAAACGAACCGACGCAGACACCUAAUGAUCGUCUGCCAGGUGCAGACAAGGGAAGCAAGGAGAAGACCACGCAGCACUUGCGAGACGUGUUCUAUCGCAUGGGCUUUAACGACCGCGAUAUUGUCGCGCUCGCUGGCGCCCACGCGAUCGGUCGCUGCUAUCCCACACGUAGUGGCUACAGCGGUCCAUGGACGAACUCGGAGUGGACGUUUUCGAACGGAUACUUUCGUGAGUUGAUGGAGAACAAGUGGACGGUCAAGAAGUGGAAGGGCCCCAUGCAGUACGAGGACCCCACGGGCGAACUCAUGAUGCUGCCGUCUGAUUUGGCGCUGGUUCAAGAUCCGGAGUUUAAAAAGUACGUCGAGAUCUACGCCAAGGACGAGGACUUGUGGUUCCGCGACUUUUCAAAGGCGUUCGUGAAACUCACGGAAAACGGCGUCAACUUCCCCGAGACUUCGGGUUGGCAAAAGGUUGUUGCAGCGUGUAAGGGGUGGUUUGGACCAGUUUCGAAUUAG
Messenger RNA from Peronospora matthiolae, 1056 nucleotides. The record is from the annotation of a GenBank genome assembly. Lineage: Eukaryota; Oomycota; Peronosporomycetes; Peronosporales; Peronosporaceae.